This is a messenger RNA of Gasterosteus aculeatus aculeatus (three-spined stickleback), 3973 nucleotides long. It is a transcript of the gene chrnb2, whose product is annotated as cholinergic receptor, nicotinic, beta 2. The record is from RefSeq and is a predicted model, not a curated record. Gene Ontology annotation, molecular function: transmembrane signaling receptor activity; acetylcholine-gated monoatomic cation-selective channel activity. NCBI's taxonomy places the organism in Eukaryota, Metazoa, Chordata, Actinopteri, Perciformes, Gasterosteidae. Gene Ontology annotation, biological process: monoatomic ion transmembrane transport. Gene Ontology annotation, cellular component: postsynaptic membrane.
CCCCGCCUCGCCAUCGCUUAGCGGCGUUCAGCACUGACAGCGAAGCGCACCGCACGACCGAGCGCAGAGCGCACCUGGGCCCCGCAGAGGUAUUUCUGUUUCCUCCCUUCUUCUUCUUCUUCUUUUUUUCCGGGGCAAAGAAUAGCGGACAGACGCAGAACCCCCGACGUCACCAUGCCAGGUAGACAGUGAAGGGGAGCUGCGGGUCGUGAGGAGGAGGUGGAGGAGCUGGAGGAGGAGGAGGGGGAGGAGGGGGAGUAGCACUGCGGGUGUGCUUCGGGUGGCGUCUCCAUCGCCGUUGAACACCUUUCGGGAACCGGAGCGCGCUCGGACGGAUGAUGGACCGCUGGCCGCCGCUGCUGCUGCUGCUCGCCGUCCUCGCCAUUGCGGGAGGCGGCCUCGGGGCAGACACGGAGGAGCGCCUGGUGGAGCAUCUCUUGAACCCCGCCCACUACAACAAGCUGAUCCGGCCCGCGACCAACGGCUCCGAGCUGGUUACCGUGCAGCUGAUGGUGUCGUUGGCUCAGCUCAUCAGCGUGCAUGAAAGAGAGCAAGUGAUGACCACCAAUGUCUGGCUAACACAGGAGUGGCAGGACUAUCGGCUGACUUGGGUCCCUGAGGAGUUUGACGGGAUGUUGAAGGUCAGGCUGCCCUCCAAACACAUCUGGCUGCCUGACGUGGUGCUCUACAACAACGCUGACGGCGUGUACGAGGUGUCGUUCUACUCCAACGCGGUGGUUUCCUACGACGGCAGUAUCUUCUGGUUGCCCCCGGCCAUCUACAAGUCGGCCUGCAAGAUCGAGGUCAAGCACUUCCCCUUCGACCAGCAGAACUGCACGCUGCGCUUCCGCUCCUGGACGUACGACCGCACCGAGAUCGAUCUGGUUCUCCGCGCCGACGUGGCCAGCAUGGACGACUUCACGCCCAGCGGCGAGUGGGACAUCAUCGCCCUGCCGGGCAGAAGGAACGAGAACCCGGCCGACCCCACCUACGUGGACAUCACGUACGACUUCAUCAUUCGCAGGAAGCCACUUUUUUACACCAUCAACCUCAUCAUCCCGUGCGUGCUCAUCACCUCGCUGGCCAUCCUGGUCUUCUACCUGCCCUCCGACUGCGGAGAGAAGAUGACGCUGUGCAUCUCCGUGCUUCUGGCCCUCACCGUGUUCCUGCUGCUGAUCUCUAAGAUCGUCCCCCCCACGUCGCUGGACGUCCCGCUGGUGGGGAAGUACCUGAUGUUCACCAUGGUCCUGGUCACUUUCUCCAUCGUCACCAGCGUGUGCGUGCUCAACGUGCACCACCGCUCGCCCACCACACACACCAUGCCGCCGUGGGUUAAACUGGUGUUCCUCAACAAGCUUCCUGCCUUGCUCUUCAUGCGCCAGCCCAGGAACAGCUGCGAGCGCCAGAGGCUGCGGCAGAGAAGGCGGGCCCAGGAGCAGAAGGAGGGUGGGCGCAGCGGGGAGGCGGGGGCCUUGAUGGUGGGGCUCGGGCUGGGCAACGCCAGCGGCAACAGAGGCGGGACCUCCACGGGGGUGUUCAGCAAGGAGGACAGUGACCCCUGUACCUGCUACGUGAACCGGGCGUCCGUUAAGCAGUUCGGAGGGGAUCUGGUCGGGGCAGGCGGGGGGUCCAUGGAUAGUCUGAACAGGGUGAGGGAGAGCCGGGAGGGGGGGGCCUCUGGAAACACGCCGCGCGGGAAGCAAGCGGCAGGAGGUCCCGCUUUGACUCAGGCCCUGCUGGCUCAGGCCUGUCCGGGCUUUGAGGAGGCCGUGGAGGGAGUUCGCUUCAUCGCCAACCACAUGAAGAGUGAGGACGAUGAUCAGAGUGUGAGCGAGGACUGGAAGUACGUUGCCAUGGUGAUCGACCGCCUCUUCCUGUGGAUCUUUGUGUUUGUGUGUGUUUUUGGGACACUGGGCAUGUUCAUGCAGCCGCUUUACCAGAAUUACACAGUCAAGACCAUCACCAGCUCGCCGGGCUGACCAAUCCCAGGCCGAGAACACGCUGACCCGACGGCUCCCCCAACCAAUCGGCACAGCAGGACAAGAAACAGAGGCGGGGGCUUGGGGGGGGCAGGUCCGGGUUUUAUUGUGUCGAUGGAACUGAAAAACCAGGACUGGAACUGAACAGCAAUCACGCCCAUUACCUUUAUAGUAACGUUUUUUCAACGAACAAACAGUUUUUCUUGGAUGAAGUAAAAAAGGAAAACCCCCAUCAUACUUUUACCUGCUUUUUGUCCAGAUGUUUAUUGGACUGACCUCCCCUUCCUGGUGGAAAGGUCACUCCUUGCUCCCCUCUUCGGCCAGUCGGAGAAUGAGGAUGCUCUGAUUUUCACCUCGUCGGACCUCCUGCCAGCCUCUCAACACCCUGCUUGAUUGACACGUGGCGUGUUUCUACCAUGACAUUACUCGUCCUCGGUAUUGACCGGUGUCACAGGGAGCUAAUCAGAAAGGGAAGGGGAGGUUCAUAUCAAGAUUCUUUUGCAUUUUCAGAAAUUCACUUUGUCGGUGAGCUGAUUCUGUUUAUUUUAUCAUAGCAUAGCGGCUUACCACAUUAUAGCAUUAGGAAUAUAUUAUUAAGAUUUCUCUGUGUUCGCUCAUGCAAGGGUCUGCUGCUGAUAGAGAGGCUAUGGUGUGUUGUAUGAUUGUAUAGAUUAAACAAGAAUGUGAUAUAUAAACUGUACUACACGGCCUGGCAUAUGCACACUGUUACACAAUGUGUACGAGCAAGGGAUUGUGAAGGAAAAUACAUAGAGGGGACUUGAAUUAUUCAACUUUCUUUCGGUUGCAUUAUUCGAUGAAAGAGAUAAAGUAAUAUAUGCAUGGACGAGGUUAUGCUCACUAUAAUAGAGGACAGCAGCAGCCUGCUGUGCCAGGGUACGCAGCUGCAGUGAGAUGAGUUUGGCUGCAGAAACAUGGAGGAAUCUGAGCCAAGAAGGUGGAUACGAACUCUCAUAUGAAGGACAGUGGAACACGAUGUCCCUCAAAUCGAGUAUCUACUGAGGAGGUCAGUUGUGACGGAGCAAAGAUCAGCUGAAAAUGAAAUUGUAGUGACGGAAGAAAGAGAAAAUGAAGCUAUUAUGUGUACCGAUCUGUAAUCUCAUAUUUCUGUAUGUAUUCUUCCGAGCAUACGUGAAUUCUUGUGUCUGCCCCACAUCCAGAUGUACUAUCACAUCCGUCAGUUACGGUGUUCAGAUAACGUACGUGCCUCCUCCCCCUCCUUCCUUUUAAUCCCUGGAGACCUCUCUCCAGCUCUACUUUAUCUGGUCUUCCACAGACAAACACAUUUCUGACAUUUAUUCCAAUUACCUACAUUCUCUGAAGACCUUUUCAUUACAAUCAACCAGCUAAUCCGGCUUUUUUUGCCUCAUGCUCAGCGGCUUCACUGGCAACCAAGCGCGAAACAAAAGGCCUUUUCAGGGAUGCAGGGAGUGGAGGUGAAAUACGUUUCCAAUAUAUACAAGAGAGAAAUUACACGAUGGCCUAUGCUGAAGCAGCCGCACCUCGCAAUAAGUUACAGAUGAAAAAUGCAAACGCAGAAAUGAAACGAGAAGGUUGGGCGAAAGGUUUUUCACUUAAUGAUGAAUAGUGUAAAGAAAUGGACAAUCUUGUCACUCGCUGUGAGUUGUUAAAGGCUGUGCGGCUGCUCCGAUCAGCUGUGCGUUUCUCUCUCUGUCUCUAGAGGAUGGGAUUACCCACGGGGGUGGGAGGGGGGAUUCCCAACAGAUCCCAAGCAAGUGUGAAAAGCCUGUCAGAGACCUGUGAAAACUGUAGCGUGCACGGCUCCGAACGGACAGAAGUGCCGCUGUGCACUGUUUUCCUCUCCCUUUUCGACCUUUCCACUCCACUUCCUUUCUCUUCACUUCCUCUCUCAUCAUGCUGCGCCGCUUCUCACCCUUCUCGUUCCUGGCUCUCGAAUCUGCUCCUGUGCACACCUAACCCAGUCCAAUAAAGGUUGUAGGUUGAGAUUAAACAAA